Molecule: messenger RNA, 1225 nt
Organism: Hypomesus transpacificus
Lineage: Eukaryota; Metazoa; Chordata; Actinopteri; Osmeriformes; Osmeridae
Gene: agr2
Product: anterior gradient 2
Exons: 8
Coding region: 127-636 (169 amino acids)
Cellular component (GO): endoplasmic reticulum
Source: RefSeq, a predicted model, not a curated record
UGUCCACCAGGUGAGCAGGUGUAUAAAUGCAUUUGAGGUGAGAGCGGAGUGACACAGCAGGUCCCACAGCAGCAGCAGACGGAGCCCACACAAAGGUACCAGUGAUACCAGAGAGAGCUAGCAAGUAUGAUCAAAGGACUGUUGUCAGUACUGUUGGUCCUCGUGGCCGUCUCCUCUGCUCUGGGAAAGCCGGAGAAGAACAUCGCCAGGAGAGGAAAGAGGAUCCCCCAGACUCUGUCCAGAGGAUGGGGUGACCAGCUGAUCUGGGCUCAGACAUAUGAGGAAGGCCUCUACUGGGCCAGGAUGCAGAACAAGCCUCUCAUGGUCAUCUUUCAUCUAGAGGACUGCCCCCACAGUCUUGCUAUGAAGAAAUCCUUCACCGAGGACAAGGACAUCCAAAAAGUAGCUGAUGAGGACCUCAUCGUCCUCAAUCUUGUGUAUGAAACCACCGACAAGCAUCUCUCCCCAGAUGGGCAGUACGUCCCCAGAAUCAUCUUUGUCGAUCCUUCCAUGACAGUGAGAGCUGACAUCACGGGACGUUACUCCAACCGCAUGUAUGCCUACGAGCCCUCUGACAUCAAACUCUUGCUGGCCAACAUGGAGAAGGCCAAGAAGCUUCUGAAGACUGAGCUGUAAGCUCGGUGACAAGACUGGCAGCUGAUGAUGAAAAUAUCUCUUGUUCUACAGCUGAAGAGUUAACAUCCUGCUGUCAUCAGAAUCAUACCAAGCACUGGAGUGAAUGAAUCUCUACUUUACUGGGAAAAAAAACAACACAAUUCUUCUCUUGUACUCUGUUACUUCUCGUUUCCUACCUGUAUUGUCUUUGUAAUGUAUUACCGUACAUUUGACAUGUCUUUUUAAUAAAUUUUGUGCUGUUCAAUGCCCCAAACAAUGCCCCAAUCUCAUAGUUUUUUGUAAAAAAAAAAAACGUUCUCAAGGAUUGUGUGUGAAGCGAAGAAAAAACCCCACACACGAUUGCUGAAUCGACCUCCGGCUCACAUCCUGGAUGGGCGGGACCACAGGAGCUGAAAGACCUUUUCCUGAGUCACAGGGUUGCUAUGGUUACAGAACCCCAACCAUUGUUCUGUAACGAGUUCCGUGUGCACAGCAGCCGUGGCAGAUGCUGGUUGGUCAGGGGUUGAGAGGGGGACACAUUUGUGUUGGGCAAGAUUGUGUGCCAAUGUUACUCAUGAAUGCAAAUAAAAUCAUUCUUUUUGUCAGUUAA